Molecule: messenger RNA, 1551 nt
Organism: Triticum aestivum (bread wheat)
Lineage: Eukaryota; Viridiplantae; Streptophyta; Magnoliopsida; Poales; Poaceae
Exons: 3
Coding region: 274-789 (171 amino acids)
Source: RefSeq, a predicted model, not a curated record
GCUGCCUUCAGGUGGUGGGCGGUCGGGCCGAAACAUAGGAACCCACCCCGUUUCUCUGCCUUGUGGAGCCCACGAACCACUCCUCUCUGUCUCACCUUCUCCCUCCCCCCGUGCACACUUCCGUUCCUCCAUGGCCUGGCGAGAUCCACCUCGCCCGCCUCGACCGGCAGCGAUGCGCACCCUGCCCCAGACCGGCGGCGACGCGGCCCCGCGCCCUGCUUCUCCCUCCCCGCAUUGUCCUGCGCCCCGCCGCGUCGAUUCCUCGCCGGGUCGAUGCAUCCCGCGACUGGGACCUUCAAUUCCUGUCAGAUCCAGGCCCUUCUCGUCCAACGACGACAAAAAAAACAAGACGGCGGCUGCUCCGGCCGCCCCUCGCAGAUUCCAACUAGCGACGCCCCCUCUGCUCGCGCGCCCCUUGGAGAUCCCCUACAAUUCAACUCCCUGGCCACGCAGUACAGGGAGGAUCCUCUCGUCCACAGCGUGGCCUGUAGGGGUCAUGUGGACGACGGUGAGAAGCACAGCGAGGUGGAUGUGGUGCAGUACCUUACUGUAGAUUUUGCUCCCGCUCUUCAUCCACAGGACAGCAGAGGGGAGGAGAGAGGUAUUGGAGUAUCGACGACUAGCAAGCGAAGCAAGAGGAAAAGCGAAGGGGGCAGCGCCAUCCGUUCGCCGCGACCACCUAGCAGGGUGGCGCUAGAUCUGGGAAACAUUGUCACGAGUGGUCGAGGAACUGGACCGCAUCACCGGGCCUCACUAAAUUCUAAAACGAUGUCAAGGCAUCAUUUUUGAGGUUUUAUGCACACGCCCAAGCAAGAAGCUUCAACAUCCACUUUCAGGUAAGCUUCGCACAAAGCUAUCCAACUUCUUUGUUUCGGCAAAAAAAGAGGAGUUGCCUCAAACUUAUACGCAUUUUGCCUACAUUCCGAUAGGACUUGCAUUUUAUUUUUCCUCUCUGCAAAAAAGAAGCUUUGCUAGCCACUUCCAGAUAAAUUUCAUAUAGCCCCAAUAGCUUUCCAACUAGUUUUUUCUGUCUCCUCAGUAGUUGGCUGUUAUUUUUUUUUGUUCCAGCAAAUAAAGGGAGUUGCCUGAAACUUAUAUGCUAAUUUCCUACAUCACAUCAAGACUUGCUUUUUGGCCCCGACCCCCCCCCUUUCGCAAGCAAAUUUUUUUCACCAGCAACUUCCAAGUGAACUUUGCACAAUCCCCAGAGCUUUUCAACAUUUUUUAUGCAUCCCCAGUAGGUGGUUGUUAGCUUUUUCGUUCAGCAAAAAAGGGAGUUGCCAAAAACUUAUAUGGAAGACGUGCUUUUGAUUUCCCUUUUUUGGCAACAAACUAAUAAGUUGACUGCAUAAAUAUGUUUAAGUCUUAAAAUUUGCCUACACCACAAGCAUAACUUGCCCGAGCAAAAAACAGCCCAAAACACUAUCCUACCGUUGAUUUUUCUUUUUCAAAAACAGAAGUUGCCUGCAAGUGUAAGUGCAUCUAGUGCCCCUUAGUGAUUUUGGUGUAUUGAAGACUUAUAGGUUAAGCGACUAAUGCGUUUUUGAGUGU